AACGAAGCGCUCCCGCUCGACAUCGUGGACAAAAUCAUAAGAAUUUCAAAAUUACAAAAUUUUUCUCAAACGAGAUUCAAUAAUGUUGCAGAAUUUUCCCAAAAUUGAGAGAAUUUGCAGAGAAAACAAAUGAAAUUUGAAUUCAAGGAAUAAUUCUUAAAUCGAUAGCAGAAAAUUUCCCCAAUCUUUAGUGCUCGUUUAGGUUUCUGAUCAUAUUAUCGAUUAAAGGAGGUUUUGAAUCAGUUACAAUAUGGUAUCGGGCUGCUUUCUAGAAUAACAGACGGAGCUCCAUCAUCGUCUUCUUCAUGGCUAGUCAAGAACCGAGAAAAGGUCAUCACCUAUCUCGUGUCCUAAAGAAAAUCUUGGAAAGUAAAUCUCACGCAGAACAUAAAACACUUUGGUCUUCUGCUUCUGCACAAGAUUUAAGAUUAUUUGAGAUGGAAAAAGAGAAAGAAGAUGUAACUUCUCCUAGAGGAGUUUUGGAAGCAUGUGUAAGAAGCUUUGAAGACCCUUCAAAUUCAAAUGCAAAUUCAUCUGAAGAAAACCAAAUAAAUGAAAGCGAAUCACCCCCACGUUCAAGGUGGUUAAAAUUCUUCAAUAAGUGGAAAAAAGGAUUUUCUAAAAAAGUUCCAGCUUUACCCCCCACUACACCAAAAACUUCUAGAAGAAAAUCCAUGAGUGUUAGAGAGAAUCAUCCAGAUGUUAAUUUAUGCCAUUUCAAAUCUUCAUGGAAAGUUCUAUCCAUUGCAGAACUUAAUGCUGCAACCAACAAUUUUAGCGAAGAGAAUGUGAUUGGAAAAGGUGGUUAUGCGGAUGUUUACAAGGGUUGUUUAUGUGAUGGGAAGCUAGUGGCAAUCAAACGACUCAACAAAGGAACAAUGGAAGAGCAAAUAAUAGGAUUUUUAUCCGAAAUUGGAACCAUAGCACAUGUUGAUCAUCCAAACACUGCUAAAUUGAUUGGAUAUGGAAUUGAAGGUGGAACACAUCUUGUUAUGGAGUUAUCUCCUCAUGGAAGCUUAGGAUCAUUGUUGCGUAGUGGUCCAAAGGAGAAACUAGAUUGGAAUGCAAGAGAUAUCAAGGCUGAUAACAUUCUUCUUACAGAAAAUUUUGAGCCACAGAUAUGUGAUUUUGGUCUUGCAACAUGGCUUCCAAAAGAAUGGACUCACCAUAAUGUAUCAAAGUUUGAAGGAACAUUUGGUUAUUUUGCACCCGAGUAUUUCAUGCAUGGCAUAGUGGAUGAAAAAAUCGAUGUGUUUUCUUUUGGGGUGUUAGUUUUGGAGAUUAUAACAGGACGACAAGCUUUAGAUGAUUCACAAAGAAGUCUUGUACUUUGGGCAAAACCUUUGAUGGAAAAUAAUGUAAUUAGAGAAUUAGUUGAUCCGUGUCUUGGUGAUGAUUACAACCCACAAGAAUUGGAGCGUGCAAUUAUAGCAGCUUCGUUGUGUAUUGAAUUAACUCCGGUUCUUCGCCCUCGUAUGAGUCAGGUUGUGAUGCUAUUGAGAAACGAUUACAAUCCCAAGGGUUCAACACCACAACAGAAAAAACGAGCAUUUCAAAGAACAUAUUCAGAAGAGCACAUGGAUGCUCAAGAGUACAAUGUAACAAAGCAUCUUAACAAUAUGCCUCGAAUCUGAAGAAAAAAAUAUAUUCAUUUUAAGAGGUUUACCAAAGAAAAACAUAUAAUCCUUAGGGACUUUAGUUGUACAUACGGAUUCUUGUUAUUAUUUUUUUUUAACUUAAGUCUAGCAUCUUGGGC
Molecule: messenger RNA, 1756 nt
Organism: Lactuca virosa
Lineage: Eukaryota; Viridiplantae; Streptophyta; Magnoliopsida; Asterales; Asteraceae
Source: the annotation of a GenBank genome assembly